Messenger RNA from Physella acuta, 1595 nucleotides. Its product is annotated as contactin-4-like. Lineage: Eukaryota; Metazoa; Mollusca; Gastropoda; Physidae. The record is from RefSeq and is a predicted model, not a curated record.
UGAUUUCUAAGACAAAGACUUUAUCAUGGCGAUGUCUAAAGUUCCAGCGGCUCCCUCUUUCGGUGCAGUCUCAGACGACACAAUUAAAUGCCUAGAAGGGGAUUCUGUUUUUAUCCGAUGCCAGGCCGUAGGUUUUCCUCAACCAACGGUCACAUGGUACCACGAAGAUGGCGUCUUGUUGCCAGGAAACAGACACGAAAUAUCAGGAAAUGGAUUACUGAUUAAAAGUUUCAAAAAGGAGGAUUUUGGAUCUUAUAGUUGUGUUGUUGCAAAUGAGGAAGGAGAAGAUGUUAAAGCAUUUACAGUUGAAAGAGAAGAUUUGAAAAAAGACGGAGCCAGAGACUCACUGGAAAAGGCUGACAACGUCAAAAUUUUCAGUUCAUAUAAUAAUUGCAAGGGUCCAGUUUUUUCUGGUAGCGGCAACACUUAUACAAUCACUCAGCCAAAUGAAAGAAAACAAUCUAAGGACACCUCGCCCAGCUCGCAUCAUGAAAAAUCCAAAAAUUCUUCAAGUAAUGAUGUACAAAUCGCCAAAACAAAAGCAAAAGUAGUAGUAGCAUUUUUCUAUGGAGUUAUUAUGUUGGCUGCUUUAUCCCUAGGGACAUUGUAUGCAAUAUAUUGAUCCAAUGGUUACAUUGACAUUUCUAAUGCUGGACGAAUUGUCAUUUUUUUUCAUAUAUGUAAAGAUAUAUUUAUUGAGUUGUUUUUUGAUUCAGUUUUUUUUUGGAGGGGAUUUUCUUUUUAAUUUAGUGAAAAUAAGCAGAUUCUAAAUAAAAGAUACAGAUUUGUUUGGAAAUAAGUAAUUAACAUAGUGCAUUUUUCUAUAUUAAAGUAUUAGUUUAGGUAUUAUAAAUGAUGUCGUAAUAAGAGCGAGUUUUUACCACCGCAAUAAAACAACAGUCCGAUAUGGUUCAAAGGUAAUAUUCAAGGGCUUCUUUUUUAAAUAUUAGAAAAUAUAUAAAUAAAAUACCACGACCUAUCAUGAAGCGAAAAUAUGUUAUAUUGGUACAUUUUUUCCAACUUCAACAUUCAUCUCCCUCAGUGCAAAGUAAAGGCGGCUGAGCAUAGUGCUGACUACACAAUUUCUUCAAAUGCCGAGGUGACUGAAGUAGGUGAACUCUACUUCAUUUGCCCCUUAGUCGGUAGGAUUCAAAAGGGUACUUUAAUUUUUAGACAAAAGUAGCAGUCGAGCAGUAUUAUUUACAUUAGACGUUAUUCGUAACUAUGUAGAAGUGUGCGAGUAGUUGGCUUCCUUUAUUUAUUGAGAGGGAAAAUGGGUUCGUCUAUGAAAAUGUUAUAUGUAGUAGAAUAGUUGGAUGGGUGUCAUAUUUUAGAAUUAUAUAACGUGCAAGAUAAAUGAUCACUUGUAAAUGUGAAAAGUAUGCAGCGCGUUUAGUUGUAAUUUCAAAUUAGAAGAUGAAAUAAAUUCAAUAGUUUGUUUUCAAAAAAGGUAACUAUAUUUUACAUAGGCUAAAUUUCAUCCAAUCCGUUAUGCUUUGUUGUGCAAAAUAUUUUUAAAUUUUACAUUUUGUUCUGUCGUAUUGAUUUUAUUUUAAAAAAGUAACUAUAUUCGUUCAUAUUUGUGCAAAAUGUGA